This is a messenger RNA of Ylistrum balloti, 797 nucleotides long. Its product is annotated as dynein light chain Tctex-type 5-B-like. Gene Ontology annotation, molecular function: dynein intermediate chain binding. Lineage: Eukaryota; Metazoa; Mollusca; Bivalvia; Pectinida; Pectinidae. The coding region runs from base 93 to 659 and encodes 188 amino acids. Gene Ontology annotation, cellular component: cytoplasmic dynein complex; cytoplasm. The transcript has 5 exons. Gene Ontology annotation, biological process: microtubule-based movement. The record is from RefSeq and is a predicted model, not a curated record.
AAGACACUGACUGCAUUCUUCUAUUUUCACAUUGUCAUCGGUAUCAUCUGAACUGAAAUAAGACGUGGAAGUGUGCAAUAAACUAAUCAACCAUGACCAGUGAUGUAGCACGCGACAAGGCGGCCCGUCUGCUGAAGAAGCAAGGGUCCAUGUCUUCUCUGGCCAGCAGUGAUGUUCACCGAGGCAAAAACUUGGGUCUACCUGUAGAAAAAAGCAUUGACAAAAGUCUGCUGGGAGAAUGUUCUAUGAGUACUGUGUCUUUCACUGAUGACCCCGGUCAUGAUGACCACUACCGUCCACCAGUCAAAUACGAAAACUCUUACCAGACAGCACCCAAUCAAAAGUUUCCUACUGCCAGGAUACGUUGUAUCAUCAGUGACGUUCUUGAAAGCUGUCUUCGCCAUGAAAAAUAUGAGCCAGAAUUAUGUCGUCAGCUCUCAAAAACGACAUCAGAGAUCAUCAAGACACGAGUGAGAGAAAUGAAUAUCCCACGCUUCAAGAUCAUCUGUUUGGUCCACAUUGGACAGCUGAACAACCAGGGUCUGCGGAUCGGCAGUCGAUGCCUGUGGGACUCGACAUGUGAUACAUUUUCUUCCUAUGAAUUCCGUAACAAUAAAUUAUUUGCCAUAGGCUCUGUGUAUGGGGUGUAUUUUGAGUGACCUAGAUCUGUAGCAUACUUUGGGAGCUGGGAGUGUUCAAGCUCAUCCCUCAUAUAACAAAUUUUUUUUUUGUUUUUUUUUUUUUUUUGCAAUACAGUUUUAGUAAUUCUACUUUUAAUUGGCAAUCACAAUUGCCCA